GCAUGCGCGAAUAAAUAGUUAUAUAGCAUAUUAGCAGAAAAGUUUAUAUUCAUCGAUAUUCCUAGUUUUUAGAUGUUAACUAUGAUAUGUAUAUUUAAUUACAUUAUUAUUUUUCGGUUUCUAUAUAUUAUUGAGAGAUAAGGUUGACCUUGGCAUUGUAAACAAUAUGGCGCCGCCCAUGCGGCAUGUUGUUCACGCGGAUAACGGAAAAGAUGAUGGUCAGAACGCAAAUCCUCGCACGACAAGUGCUGUCAUUGAAUCUGCGGCUGAGAGGUGGAACAGGAGGAAAGAUAACGUUAAAAAGGGAUUUCUUUUGACAUCAGUGGUAGGCCUUGCAACAUACUUCCAGUUCAAGAGUGCUUUUGCCAUCGCAGCCAAAAAAGGGGAUGGCAGUGCUAUAACUCCGAUCAACAUUGGUCGAGCUGAUUUGAAAUGGGCAUCAAAGGCGUUGGCGUAUGGGACUUUUCUGGCUGUAUCCGGUACUGGCCUGGUCGUUUUUGUCAUCAAAAAAGCAAUGGGGGUCAAUAAUUUGAUAGAAUUCAAGCAGAGAAUGCAUGAGAUCUUCCCUCAGGCCAAGAAAUCACCAUCUUCUGGAGAUGACUCUGAGAAAAUAGAAACUGUGGAGGACUUCAUCAAAUACAUAACAGAGGACAGAAAGAAAAAGGCUGCUUCAACAAACUCUAAUUCUGAAGACUCCUGAUGAAAAGUUAAUCGAUAAAAAUUUACAAUUGUGUGUGUGUUUGUUGGUAGUUAACAGUGUAUGUGAAAAAGAGAAAGUUCUGUAGGGAUGUUUGCUACAGUAACAGUUCCUGUGGAAUUUUUGCUACAAUAGUUUCUACAAUGUUUGCUACUGUAACAGUUCCUGUAGGAUGUUUGCUACAGUAGCAGUUCCUGUGGGAUGUUUGCUACAAUAGCAGUUCCUGUGGGAUGAUAUCCUGCUUCAAAUGUAGGAGAAAGAACCUUAUUGAUUUUGGGAUCAAAAUUUCAUUGUUUCUACGGGACAUCAUAGAAAACAUUGUGAGGGGAUGCCUUGCAAAGCUUUUGUUUUUAAAGAUUCACCAUAACAUUAAGUCUAUACGAAAUGGUGAAGUUUGAUUAUUGUCCAUAGUUUAUCAUAUCUUUUAUCAUACUCCACAAAUGAAGUUUAUAGGGGGUAUAUUUGAAUCAGCAUGUCCAUCUACAUGUAUCUGAAUGAUUUUGUCUGGACAGAUUAGCUGUGAAUUUUUCUGAAAAUUUGUACUCUUUAUCCAUUAAGAUAUAAAUAGUGCAUCCAAGAGAGGAAUUGUCACCCUAAAAAGACAGUUGUCAAUGGUUAAGGGGUAACAAUUUCUAAUGUUGCCCUCUCUUGUUUACACUAUUUAUUACAUGUAUAUGAAUACUUGAAUACUUAUUUAUUAUACUGAAUGUCUUAAGGGGCAAGAUCAAUGUCGGAUAAAAAUCUAAAUUCAAAUAGUGGGGGGGGGGGGAGUAAAAACUCCCGUAAGUUUCUGUCAUCCAACAUCAAUUACACCUUAGUGAAAAAAGACAAGUUACAAUGAAAAACCACAUUCAAUGAACAUUUAAUAGUUUUAAUGUACACUUUCAUUUGUGAAUAAACAAUAGAAAAGGUAUACAGAGUGUUAUUUAUACUUGUAUGUUUUUACUAGAUAAACAAUUACUUUCAACAUUCAUCAUAUUUUUAAGAGGGUGGGGGGGGAUCUUUAUGAAAACUAUGUGAAUUUAGUUUUUAUCAGACAUGAACUUUUGAUCUCGCCCCUAAAUAAAUUGUAUGACAUUUUGUUACAAAGAGAGAAUUGAACUUUUUGUUAUUUCUUCAUUAAUCAUAAGUCAACAUGUUUGAACAAAUAAAUAAAAUUGAUUGAACAACAUGUAAAACAUUACAUCAGACCACACCUUUUUCUGCACAUAGUGUAUUUAUGUUAUAUACUUCCGAGUCAGAGUUUUCUCAGAUUCUCUGGAGGCUUGUGGUUGAUCGAGCCAAAUCCUUUUUUCUUCAUGUCUGUAACUUUUGCCUUCAAAACUUUUUUGUAGAACUAUAUUCUGGGUCACUGAUUGAAGUUAUAAACUGCUGUUUUUUAUCUGAUGGGCAUAAAAAAAUGUGGAUUUGCUUUGAGUCUCUCUUUGGAAUGACUUUCAAACCUGUAUUGACAUCUCUCAAAAUCUGAAAAUUUUCUCAUGAACAGCUAGGCUAUGAUGGAUUCCAGUUUAUUUAAUCCAUGGCCUUAGAGGGUAGAAUGGGACUAGAAUUUGGAAUCAGAGUUUUACAUUAGGAUAUAUAGGAGAAAAUCUUUUGGGGCAAGAAUUGAGAAUUGAAUUUUACAUAAUACAUGUACAUGAAGAUCAUUGUAGGCAAAAAUAUUCUCCAGAACAGCAAGACCAUGUGAGUAGUAUUGCUAAUGAUGCAGCCUUAUUUUGUGUGAAUUCAAGGUCAUGACCAUCUGGAGGUGGAGUCAAAAUGAGAGGGUAAAUAAUCUUCUAAUCUCUUUGGAUGGCAGGGCCAAUGUGACUCAGGUGAACAUUGCGGUCCAUGAGUCUCUUGUUUUUCAUGGAAACUUUAAACUGGGCUUUGACAAACUUCAUAUUUAUACCAUAGAUUUAUCUUUACAAUACACAUGUGAUACUAAAAUUUUGUGUUUCCAAUGCUGUGCUCCAUGUAACUUGAAAGAAAUACUUUCGAAAGAAUCAGCAAUAGAGUUGUUAAUUUUUGUCACUCCAAUUAAUUGUAAAUAUUGGAGACAAUGUGAACAUGUGUUGGACAUGGAAGCACUGGUUUGUGAAAGUUUAUCACUGAUAUUCUCAAGAAAAGGGUAGUCGCAAAGCUCACAAAUAUUUCUUGCAUGUAAAUAAAAGUUGAUUUAAAAGUACUCUAUACAUUGUGACUUAUUACAGAGCAGAAACACUUAUUUUCUUUGGGCCAUUUUUUAUGUUUGAGAAAAUAAGCAUGUUGAUGUUUUUCAUUUUGUGAUUUGAGCGUUUUUAUUCUGUUAGUUUGAAUUGUGGGUAUUUUCCUACAAUGAAAACAAUGCAAAUGAAAACCUCGCAAAAAUUAAUAAUUGUACAUGAUAGUCAUGCACGUAGAGAGUUGUAAUAAUACAGAACUGACAGUUAGAUACAGAUUCAAUGUUUAUCACUGGAUUUUAUGAGGAAGCUGUGACUGCAAUGGGAGUUUAUAGAAGGAACAAAGCUGCAAUUCAGUUGUAUAUCAGGAAAAAUAUUUUGCGUGUAAUACUCAAAUUUUUUGUAAAACAUUAUUUAAAAUUACUUUCCAUCAGUAAAAUUGAAGUUUCCACCAA
This is a messenger RNA of Ostrea edulis (European flat oyster), 3293 nucleotides long. Its product is annotated as transmembrane protein 242-like. The transcript has 4 exons. Lineage: Eukaryota; Metazoa; Mollusca; Bivalvia; Ostreida; Ostreidae. The coding region runs from base 167 to 700 and encodes 177 amino acids. The record is from RefSeq and is a predicted model, not a curated record.